Messenger RNA from Eremothecium cymbalariae DBVPG#7215, 2496 nucleotides. RefSeq lists its product as uncharacterized. Lineage: Eukaryota; Fungi; Ascomycota; Saccharomycetes; Saccharomycetales; Saccharomycetaceae. Gene Ontology annotation, cellular component: nuclear inner membrane. Gene Ontology annotation, molecular function: chromatin binding. Bases 1 to 2496 code for a protein of 831 amino acids. The record is from RefSeq and is a predicted model, not a curated record. The transcript has a single exon.
AUGGGAGAUCAAGAAUACUGGGAUCAAGAGUUAGAUCCUAAGUCGCUAAAGGUUGCAGAAUUGAGGAAGAUAUUGUUGGAAAACGACAUCAGUUUUGGUGGACACGACAAGAAGGGAGAUUUGGUGAAACUUUUCAAGGCUAAUAUGGAUACUAUACGUGAUAAUGUAAUUAAAGAGAGAGAGGCUUUACCUAGUGGGGAUGGGGUGCUUAGGGUGAAGAAAACGAGGAAGAAGAAGGGGGCAUCGGUUUUCGAUGGGGGCAAGGUCAGCAAUACAGAGGGAGAAGGCAUGGAGGGUUCAGUAGAAGAAGGUCCCAGGCCACGAAAGUCUACGCGUAUAGCUUCUAAUACAUCUGUGGAAGAGAAUUCGGUAUCUGAGAGUGUCAGGAGUGCAGUUGGGUCAAGUCCAUUCAGCGAUGUUAACGAAUUCCAGAAAAACGGCAAUUCCAGGAAGAGAAAGAACUAUGAUCGUGAUGACGAGGAUGAUAUUGAGGAACAGUCUAGUCCUAGAAAGUUUCAGAAGAAGCGGAAUACAAAGGGGCCUCUGAAGAAGGUUAAAAAAGAGGAGUCUGGUGAUUAUAGUGAACGUAGUUCUGUGAGAUCUCCAAUUGCAACUAAACUUCAAAGUAAGCGUACACCUGUUAAGGGUGAACAUAGGUCGCUGGUAAUUCAUAAAUUUGAAACUUCCAGUGAUGAAUCAUUAUCUACUACAUCCACACCUACGCAAAAGAAGGUAUUGGUGUUUGACAAGGAGUCUGAUGGAAAGAUAGAAGCCCAUGAUUUCACUCAACCCAUGAGGAAGCAGUUUGCGCCUGAUCUCUCGAAAUUAAAGGUCAGUCCUGAGUUUCAACUGAAAUUAGCUACUUUACAGAAAAGUAAGAAGGGGGCACCAGAAGAUAGCGAAAAGAUAGCUAGUACGGAUACUGAAGAUGCAUCUACUGAUACAACACCUCCUGCUACAAGAACUAAUCAACACAUUACCCCAAAAGCGUCGAAGAAAGUAUCAGAACAACAAAGCUUGAGAAAGGUGGCGACAAAUCCAACCGUACGGAGAACAAAAACAGCAGCAAACGUAGGCAAGCAGUCUGCUACCACUUCGACACCAAAAAAACAAUUAAAUGGUAAAGAUCACAACGGCAAAGCUGAAAAGCAGACAGCCAAAAAGAAGAAAAAAACAGAAGAGUUAUUGACUUCUUCGGAACAGGGAUCUGAGCAUAAAACACAUGAACCAUGUCAAAAAGUAGAGGAUUUAAUUGAGAAACCAGAUUCGGAUGUUUUAGCAGAUUUCGAGUCUUCUAAAUUAAACAAGUUUAUGUCUUAUAUGGGACACAGUCUAUUAAAGAUUUUUACCUUCCUCUUAAUCGUCAUCCCAAUUCUGUUCGGUUUAUGGUAUAGAGAACAAAGGGUACUGGUUGGAUAUUGCGGCCAUGAAAUUAACUCACCAACGUUCACUAACACAGAACAAUAUCCAUUUUUGGAACAUUUAGAUACUACAUUGCAGAAAUUUAAACCCUCAUGUUUACCGUGCCCAGAAAACGCUAUUUGUUACCCAUAUAUGAAAAUCAAAUGUAAGCCAGAUUAUGCUGUUACGUCUUCCGUUUUUUCCCUAUAUGGCCUCUUUCCUGUGAGUGAAUAUUGUGCGAAGGAUUCCAAGAGAGAGAGGUUGGUUUCAGAGGUAGUUCAUAAGUCCUUGGAACUAUUAAGAACUAAGAAUGCGCGUAUCCAAUGUGGUGAAUGUGAAGAUGACACAAUGAGUGGAAUUUCUGAGGAUGAAUUGUAUCAGAUUUUUUUUGAAUCUAAAGCGCCAUGGAUAAAUGAAGAGGAAUUCAAGGACAUAUGGACACAGGUUGUUAAAGACUUAAGAGCUGAAUCGGAUAUCGUUUGCAGGCAAGUGAGUAUUAAUCAAUCUAUAUUUUUCCCAAAUUCAAUGGAGCGUAUUAUGCUAACACAUUUUCUACAGGUCCCAGGUCGAAAAGCUCUCAUUCAAAUCUACUCCGACAACAUAUUUGAAGCCAAUGACAUUCAAGAACAGGAGAGACAUUUUCAGUUUACAGAGCAAAAAGAAUAUUUUCGCUCGGUAUCCAAAAAGUACAUUGGCAUUAGGUGCCAAUUUGAAAGACAAGUAUAUAGAACUUACCAACGGUUUACGCUAAUAUUCUGGAGUGUCAUAAUUAUGAUGAUCCUAUUGCAGUUACUCAAGAUAAAGUUACAACGCCGUUUCAAAGAACAAGAACUGGUUGAACAGUUAAAAUCUCAAGUUAUUGAAAAAUUGAAGUGUGUAGCGCAAACCAAAAGUUCAGACGAACCCAAAUUUUUGAGCACUGUUCAAUUGAGAGAUGUUUUGUUGGUAGAUGUAGUAGACUUGAAAUACAAGAACCAAUUAUGGAAUAAGGUUGUCCAUAUUCUAGAAAGUAGCAAUACUAACGUCAAAUCCAUGCUAAUGGAAGUCCAUGGUGAAAUAAUGAAGUGUUGGGAAUGGGUUGGACCAUUCGAAUAA